Molecule: messenger RNA, 1941 nt
Organism: Thecamonas trahens ATCC 50062
Lineage: Eukaryota; Apusomonadida; Apusomonadidae
Product: NAD-dependent epimerase/dehydratase
Exons: 3
Coding region: 1-1941 (646 amino acids)
Molecular function (GO): oxidoreductase activity, acting on the CH-OH group of donors, NAD or NADP as acceptor
Source: RefSeq, a predicted model, not a curated record
AUGUCCGCCUCUGCCUCCGCCUCGCCACUCCCGCCACCGCCGGGCUCACUCAUUCUCGUCACAGGAGCCAAUGGCUUCCUCGCUACCCACGUCGUCGCCGACCUCCUUGCCUCCGGCUACUCGGUCCGUGGCACCCUCCGCCCGUCGAGCCUGGCCAACGAGUCCAAGACGGCCCACCUCCGUGCGCUCGCCGACAAGUACCCCGAGCUCACGCUCGAGCUUGUGCCGGCCGAGCUCGACGACGUCGAGGCGUUGACUGCCGCCGCGGCAGGCACUGCUGCAGUCAUGCACACGGCCUCGCCGUACGUGCUCGAUGUCAACGAUCCCGUCGAGGAGCUGCUCCGGCCGGCGGUCAUGGGCACGUACAACACCCUCGCCGCCGCCGCUGCCUCGCCCUCGGUCGCCCGUGUCGUUCUCACCUCGUCGAUGGCGGCGGUGACCGACUCACCCGACAAUGGCCACGUCUACACCGAGACCGACUGGAACGUCAAGUCGACCGUUGCGCGCAACCCGUACUACGCCUCCAAGGCUCUCGCCGAGAAAGAGGCCUGGAAGUUUGUCGGCUCACCCAUUCCGCUGCCUGACCUGCCCACCGACGGUCUUAUCGAGACGCCGCCACCACCGGCGGCCGUCAACUUUGACCUCGUUGUCAUCAACCCGUUUGUCAUUGUCGGGCCCGAGCCGAGCCCUGCAGUCAACACCUCUAACGGCAUCCUGCGCGAUAUCAUGGACGGCAAGUAUCCCGCAACCAUGGAUCUCAACUGGUGCUUUGUCCAUGUCCACGACGUCGCCCAUGCCCACACGCUUGCACUGACCAACCCGGCCGCCCAGGGCCGCUACCUCACCGCGCACGAUGCCAUUUCCAUGGCCGACACCGUCGCCCUACUCAAGACAAAGUACCCGGACCAUCCGCUGCCCAAGCGCGACCUCUCGUGCAAGAUCGGAACCGGCCUCACCAAGAUGGCGUCAUACUUUCAGCCAAAGGCUGUUGGCUCUUACCUCCGCACCAACCUUUCCAAGGUCUGCCACCUCGACAACACCAAGGUCCGCGAGCUCGGCCUCGAGUUUACCCCAGUCAACGAGACCAUCGUCAGCGCCGUCGAAGAUCUGCGGACUAACGCCAAGCUCAAGGUCGAGUGCAUGCUCGCGCCGGAUGAGCUCUCAGCUCGCGUCGAGCUCCGGGCGGCCGCCGACGCCGCCCGCGGUGCGAGGCGAUCAGAGGCUGCGGGACGAGUGCUUAGCUUUUUGAACAGGCUAGAGCGGGCGUCCGAGGACCAGGCAGCGAACCCAUCGUGGUCCGGAUGGGCGCCGGCUAUCUCCCAUCCAGUCCUUCGCCCGCUCUUUCUCGACUCGCACCGCAACAUCCCGGACGAGGCCAUCGUCGCCGCCCUUGCCUCCACUGCCGACCGAGGCAUCCAGAAAGAUGUGGCGAGAGCCGGCUACGUUGUUCCGGCCGAGCAGGACAGUACCGUUCGGCUGCACGCUGUCGCCAUAGAUUGUGUGGCGUCUGUCAUCCGCAGGGCGCUUGGCGUCGCCACCAAGGACGACGACCGCGAGCGCACGCUUCUGCGCGCGAGGCGAAUGGCGCGCGCGGUGAUUGCCGAGUGGGAAAGCCGACUUCCGGGCGUCUUUGUGUCGUUCCAUGCCUCCCUCGCGUCCAUGGAGCUUGCUGCACGGCUGGCCGCCCGUCCGCUGUCUGCUGCUGCGCUUCGGGCUGUCAUCCUCAUCCCCGAGCUCCGAGCGCUAGCGCUCAUCGCAAGGAACCCGUUGCAUGCACUGAGCCGUGCCACGGGCGUUCCUGUGGAAGUUUUUGCCACUCGGGUGUUCCUCUUUCUCCUUCCCGACUACGAGGUGCCCGACGCCAUUCUUCCGCCGUGGUACAAGCCACGCCAUAUCGAGAUCGCGAUCUCCGCGCUGGGUACCCGCAUCGCCGACGAGUAG